Messenger RNA from Erigeron canadensis, 1653 nucleotides. Its product is annotated as F-box/LRR-repeat/kelch-repeat protein At1g09650-like. Gene Ontology annotation, molecular function: protein binding. The record is from RefSeq and is a predicted model, not a curated record. Lineage: Eukaryota; Viridiplantae; Streptophyta; Magnoliopsida; Asterales; Asteraceae.
AAGAAAAUUUAUAAAUGUGACAAUAUGCAAUUAAAGUCUUCCACCUUAUUUUUCCUAUUGUGUUCCUCGAUAAACAAUAGCAAAAGCAAAAAGGCGGACAAUAUUUUUUAUUUUUAUCAAAACAAUACUUUCGAAUUUCGAUAGCAGCAAAAACCCAAUUCGCCCACCUCUCGAAAAUCACCAAAUUUCAAACCCAAAAAGUAUCCCUUUCAAAAGUUAAAAUCAAAACUAAUAUGUCCGAUAACAUACCACCUUUCGAAAUCCAAGUGGAAAUCAUCAAAAGGAUUCCCGAUGUGAAAACAUUGAUUCAAUUCAGAUCCGUUUCCAAACUAUGGAAGUCUCUCAUCGACAGCCCCGAGUUUAUCGCAGAUUACCAGACUCGUCAUCGUAAUCAUCGUCUGCUUGUAAGGUGCGUUGGUUUCUCCAGAAAAUAUGAAUUGAUUGUGGACGAUGAUGUUUUCCCACAACACAAGAUUCCUGUUACUGUUCCAAUGUUUGUUAAAUCACUGUUACCAAGACACGACAUAAGUAUGACUACAUCUCAAGGGUUGGUCUGCUGUUACAAUACUCAUGAAAACCAAAGUGAUUCCGGAACAAAGAAUGUGCUUUUAUGGAAUCCUGCCAUAAGAAAAUCGGUUCUAUCGUUGUGCCUAAUGUUUUUCUAUGAUUUUAGAUAUAAAACUAAUAUUGGUUUUGGGGUCUCUCCUCACACCAAUGACCCUAUGCUUGUCAAGAUUAAUAAUAAUAAUAUUGAUAUGUCGAUUUCCCUUUUUAUGAGUUGCAUCCCCUGGCAUGUUGAGGUUUUUACAUUAAGCACAGGGGUAUGGAGAAGUUUGCGUACUAACCUGCCUCGGAAAUCUAUUGACCUUUCAUGGCAUCAUGUAGUUAUAGAUGAGUUUAUUUAUUGGAUUGGCAUCGAUUGGUGUGAUAUUAUCGAUAAACGGGUGCUUAGUAUGAUUAUUUCAUUUGAUAUGAGAAGUGAGGAAUUUACAGAAAUAUUCUUACCGGAUUAUUUAGCACGCUUCUACUAUGAUUGUUUGAACAUAUCUAAGCUAAGGGAGUCUCUUGUUGUUCUUGAAACCAAUGACCAGGUGGAGAAACUUGAACAUGUCGUAUGGAUAAUGGAUCAUGGUGUUCCAAAUUCAUUUACAAAGCUAUUCACUAUUAAGGCACCAGAUGCAUCAAUAAAAAGGGUUUUUGGAUUUUGGAACAGUGGUGAACCCAUAGUUGAGAGGAUCCUUAUGUAUGGGCCCAUUAAUGACCGGUUCGUAAAUUCUGUUUAUGACCCCUGCUCACAACGCUUCUACGAUAUUCCGAUUCCUGAAAAAGGAUGUUUAGACUCUGUGAGUUCCUACUCCGAGACACUACUAUUGCUAGAUCAUCGAGAUAAUGGCAAACUUUCAAAGCAUACAGUUACGGACACAUUACUGACUUUCGGAGCAGGAAGGCAAGGCGUGGAGAUUUAGGUGCAUUCAUAGUAUUAACUAUUAAGCUGCUGUUGCAUUAUCCUUUACAUGAAGAUUGCAAUAACUUUUUAUUACAUAUAUUUAGGUUGAUAACAUUCAUGUUUUGUUAUGUUACUGAUUGGAUUGUUGCAACAUUAAGUAUGUGUAUGAGUACCUAAAUUUCAUUAGUUGUCAAUAAAAACUUGAA